AUGAUUUCUGCAACACCAGCAAGAAGCGAGUCUUCCUCGAGUCACCUCGAGAAGGACUUUGGGAUGUCUGAAACUCCAAAAGUCGACUACAAACACCCAAAAAGGAUGUAUCGCCCUCUAGAAUACACUUCUACUCCUUCCAUUUUUACUCGCACUCAUCAACGAAACAAUAUAGACUUCACGGGAUUCUUUGUUCUCUUCUGGGUAUCUGUUGGCGCAAUGAUUCUAAUUAAUUCUUUGGACAAUUUAGAAAAAACUGGAGAAUUAUUUGGAAACAAUAUCUUUCAAUUUUUUAAGACGAAUUUGUUGGAUCUCGCAAGGGCAGACUUAUUUACGUCUUCUCUGUUUUUUCUUUCUUUUCCAUUUCAAAAACUGUUUGCUUCAGGCACUCUCCGCUGGUAUGGCUCAGGUAUUUAUCUAUACAGUGCUUCCAUUUUGGCUUUUCUUGUGCACAGUAUAUUGCGAUGCUGCUUAAGUGACUGGUCCUGGACUCAUCGUUCUUUUUUUAUCCUUCAUUCUCUCCUCAUUUUAAUGAAAAUCCAUUCUUAUAACGCAGUGAACGGUUGGUUUUCGUACUGCUACCAUGAAGCACGCAGGCUUCAUGCAAAGUCCAUGUCUCUCUCUGAGCCCGAAAAGAGAAAUUUCAAGAUUUUUGAAGAAUCAAUAUAUGAACACGGUAAACGAUACCCUGCGAAUUUGACGUUUGUCAAUGCUCUAACAUUUUUGUUUAUGCCAACCGUAUGUUAUCAGCUCUAUUUUCCCAGGACGUCUCACAUUCGCUUUAUGUACUUACUUGAGUGUGCUCUUGGGACAUUUGGCUGUAUAUUCUUGCUAGUGAUUAUAUCGGAAAACUACAUGAUUCCCAUUUUACUUCGUGCUAUUAGAUGGGUUUUGGAAGCUCCAGAAGACGCAUCUACCUAUUACUUUGUACUUCAAUUAGGUAAGACUGUCACCUAUCUUAUGUUUCCUUUCAUGUUGAGUUUCCUACUAGUAUUUUGGGUCAUUUUUGAAGGCAUCUGUAAUUUCAGCGCUGAAAUCACUCGCUUCGCUGACAGGAAUUUUUACGAUGAUUGGUGGAACUGUUGGACUUGGGACCAAUUUGCUAGAACCUGGAACAAGCCAGUUCACUACUUUUUGUUUCGACAUGUUUAUUGCCCUUUUAACAUCAUCUUUUCCAAAUUGACGUCUACUACACUAACAUUUUUUGUUUCUUCUGUAUUGCAUGAACUAGUAAUGGCAUGCAUUACAAAGAAAAUUCGAGGUUACGGCUUAUUUUUUCAAAUGACUCAAAUACCAUCCAUAUUGAUUCAACGCCAGAAAUUCAUUCGUAAGCAUCGAUUGCUUGGAAACGUUUCCUUCUGGGUUUCUAUCCUCAUUGGGAUUGCGUUGAUCGGUGUACUCUACAUUUUGUACUAA
Messenger RNA from Schizosaccharomyces osmophilus, 1416 nucleotides. It is a transcript of the gene are2, whose product is annotated as acyl-coA-sterol acyltransferase Are2. The record is from RefSeq and is a predicted model, not a curated record. Gene Ontology annotation, cellular component: endoplasmic reticulum membrane. The transcript has a single exon. The coding region runs from base 1 to 1416 and encodes 471 amino acids. Gene Ontology annotation, biological process: ergosterol metabolic process. NCBI's taxonomy places the organism in Eukaryota, Fungi, Ascomycota, Schizosaccharomycetes, Schizosaccharomycetales, Schizosaccharomycetaceae. Gene Ontology annotation, molecular function: ergosterol O-acyltransferase activity.